Doryrhamphus excisus (bluestripe pipefish) is the source of this 2099-nucleotide messenger RNA. The record is from RefSeq and is a predicted model, not a curated record. Lineage: Eukaryota; Metazoa; Chordata; Actinopteri; Syngnathiformes; Syngnathidae.
CUCAUCUCAGCCGGUAAUCAUUCUCAACGGUCCCUCUUUGAAAUGUUAUUUGAAACAAGGAAUAGUUUGGUACAGUCUGUUUGAAAGCACACAGAAAGUCUCAUCUGUCAGCUGGCAGACUUUAUUUGUUGUCGGGUGCUGAGAGACGAUUGCUUUGGAUGCCAAAUGAUCGGACACAGAUGCGGUACGAGACUUUUCAACAACUUCCCAUCACGACCUUUCCUCUGAGCCUACAAACUGUCAAGCCAUCUCGGCCAUCUUGGCUGUCAAAGCAAGCCGGUGUCAUUCACACAUCCAGCUAGGAGGCAUCUCUGGAGAUGCCCCAACCUCGCCGUACCUGACAAAGACCAGGUUCAGUUUGGUCUCCGAGGCCUCAUGACCCCACCUCCUAUGGACAACAACAGCCUCAUUCACUGCACCUCUGCUGACCUCAUUGUCUCUUUGUGAAGGGAAAAUCCAGAGUUGCAUUCUGUUAAAUGGUCCAACUCCGGACAACCGCCUCACAGUCCACUCUAGCCCGGCCACGGGACUCCAGAUGAGCGCGCACAUUGGGGGCACUCACUUGCGACAGCGCACGCAAACAAAAUGAGUCCUGAUGGAGACACAUCAUCAGUGAUUGAGAACACGGCUGCCAUCAGCCAGCCCUUCCGCUCAGAGGCGGCAGCAACGGUGGAACAAAGCCAGGGAGUGCAGAGCUGCUUGAAAGGCUUUCAGAACACACCUCACAUUACUCUAGCUCAGAGGUUGGUGAGGCUGCUGGCAGCCGUGUGUGCACUUGGACUCCUGGGAGGCUUGGCUGUCGGGGUCUGGUUUUUAGUCAAGCUUCUCCUGAGGCCGUCGUCCUCUCAUCGUCCAGUGGGACUCGGGGACACAAAGGAGACGCCAUUUUGCAACAUGACAGAGGACACUUCCAUCUCCGACCCCAGGAAAGUGUUUUACAGGAUCAGUCCAGAGAACUCCCUGCUGGAGAUCCAGCUGGGAACGCUGCCCAGCUGGUUGCCAGUGUGCUAUGAAAGGUGGAACUCUUCUCUGGGAACGCUGGUGUGCAGGCAGCUGGGUUAUCUGAGGCUGACCAAGCAUAAAGGAGUCAAUCUGACGGACAUCGGGCCUAAUUAUACGGAUGGCUUUUUCCAGAUAAGCCCAGGACACGGGGGGAGUCUGGAAAACAUGUGGCAAUUCAGGCGGAGCUGCAACACUGAUAAGGUUAUCGCUUUGCAGUGUUUCGAGUGCGGCACACGAGCCAAGCUGCCCAGGAUAAUUGGGGGAGUCGAGGCCACGCCGGGUAGGUGGCCCUGGCAGGUCAGCCUCUCCUAUGGCAACCGCCACACCUGCGGAGGCUCCAUCAUCGCCAGUCAAUGGAUAGUAACAGCUGCUCAUUGUGUGCACAACUACAGGCUGCCUCAGGUAUCCAGCUGGGCGGUCUACACCGGUCUCGUCAUGCGAAACUCUGCAAACAUGACGGAGCACACGGGGCAUGCCGUGGACAAGAUCAUCUACAACAAGAAUUACAACCACGUGAGCCAUGACAGCGACAUCGCCUUGAUGAAGCUGCGGACACCUCUUCAUUUCUCAGACACCGUUAGGCCCGUUUGUUUGCCCAAGUACGACUACGACCCACCUGGAGGUACACAGUGCUGGAUCUCUGGCUGGGGAUACACACAACCUGACGGCGUUCACUCAUCAGAUAUCCUGAAAGAGGCCCCCGUUCCCAUCAUCAGCACCAACAAAUGCAACAGCUCCUGCAUGUACAAUGGACAGAUCACACCGAGGAUGCUCUGCGCCGGAUACAUGGAGGGGAAAGUGGAUGCGUGUCAGGGGGACAGUGGCGGUCCUUUGGUGUGCCAGGAUGACGUGUGGAGGUUAAUGGGGGUCGUCAGCUGGGGCAAUGGCUGCGCCGAGCCCAACCACCCUGGAGUUUACACCAAAGUGGCUGAAUUUCUUGGCUGGAUCUAUGAGAUGAUGGAGAAUCACUGAGACAAGAAAUGCAAGCUGGGAGGCAAUUCAGCAGUCACAUUUUUACAGCAUAUUUCAUGUCAACUUUCAGAUCAGCCUGAACGCAUCGCGAUUCAUGUUAUGUUGUCCCUUCCUUUGAAUGUACC